Molecule: messenger RNA, 1200 nt
Organism: Neoarius graeffei (lesser salmon catfish)
Lineage: Eukaryota; Metazoa; Chordata; Actinopteri; Siluriformes; Ariidae
Gene: drd4b
Product: dopamine receptor D4b
Exons: 4
Coding region: 1-1200 (399 amino acids)
Biological process (GO): adenylate cyclase-activating adrenergic receptor signaling pathway; adenylate cyclase-inhibiting dopamine receptor signaling pathway
Cellular component (GO): plasma membrane
Molecular function (GO): dopamine neurotransmitter receptor activity, coupled via Gi/Go; G protein-coupled receptor activity
Source: RefSeq, a predicted model, not a curated record
AUGAAGAACCUGAGCGAGCUGAACAGCACCGCGCCGCCGCCGCUCAUCCCCGGGCACAACUUCCCUGCGCUCAUCUUCGGCAUUUUCCUCAUCAUAGUCAUCAUCUGCGGGAAUGUCCUGGUGUGUCUGAGUGUGUGGAGGGAGAAGGCUUUAAAAACCACCACCAAUUACUUUAUUGUGAGUCUGGCUGCGGCUGAUCUUCUGCUGGCUGUUCUGGUGUUGCCGCUGGUCGUUUACGCCGAGUUUCAGGGUGGUGUCUGGUCCUUGGACAUGGUCGUUUGUGAUGGGCUGAUGGCUAUGGACGUGAUGCUUUGCACAGCCUCUAUAUUCAACCUGUGUGCGAUCAGCGUUGACAGGUUCAUCGCAGUGUCCAUUCCACUCAACUACAACCGAAGGCAUGUGGACCAUCGGCAGCUCAUCCUACUCUCAGGCACCUGGCUCCUUGCUCUAGCUGUGGCCUCUCCCAUCAUUUUUGGCAUAAACAAUGUCCCAAACCGUGACCCAACAGUGUGCAAGCUGGAGGAUGACAACUAUAUAGUGUACUCUUCCGUCUGCUCUUUUUUCAUCCCUUGCCCCAUUAUGCUCUUGCUUUACUGUGGGAUGUUCCGUGGCCUCCGCCGCUGGGAAGAGGCCCGUAAGGCCAAGCUGAUGAAGAGCAUCCAGGCUUGCCGUAGGCUUCAGCAUGCUGCUGCUGCUGCUGCUCUUCCACCACUGGCAGCCUUGCCAACUCCUAUGCCUGUGUUGCCUCGUGUCAUCCAGCAAGACCUGGCACAGUGCAAUGUGGACGAACUUGAUGAUGACAUGCAGCCCAGCUGCCCCUUACCACCAGAGUACAGUAACAGUACCAUUCAGACUGUUGCCUAUGCUGAGAUUCAGAACACAGCCCAAAGAAAGAAGAGGGCCAAAAUCAAUGGCAGGGAGCGGAAAGCCAUGAAGGUCCUACCUGUCGUUGUAGGUGCCUUCCUUUUCUGUUGGACUCCAUUCUUCGUGGUUCACACGAUGAGGGCCCUGUGUGAGACAUGUGAAAUCUCAUACUACUUAAUGAGCACAGUCACAUGGCUGGGUUACGUGAACAGUGCAUUGAACCCCAUCAUCUACACCGUCUUCAAUACUGAGUUCCGCAGGUUUUUCCACAAGUUUCUACACAGCACCUGCUGUUACUCGGCUAGAAGAAUCGAUGAAACUAUAAUGAUGCCAUGA